Messenger RNA from Heterobilharzia americana, 3889 nucleotides. NCBI's taxonomy places the organism in Eukaryota, Metazoa, Platyhelminthes, Trematoda, Strigeidida, Schistosomatidae. The record is from the annotation of a GenBank genome assembly.
GUAGAAUGAAAUAUGCAGUGAACGACCUUCGUCUGUGCAGCGCUUCAAAUAAAGCUUUUGCGGCAGACUGAUUACUGUACAUCAAUGAGGUUGAGCAUAAUCCUACUAAAAUCUAAACGGUGAAAAUUGAAAAAAAUGUCAACUGCUAGUUCGCAUGCGUAUAACAACCUCAGUCUAACAACUAACCCCCUUGCGACAAUGAUGAAACCUGACAUCAUUUCGAUGACAACAAGUAGUCAAGCUAUAAAUGGUGGUAGUGGGGAACUGACAUCGUCGUCUUCUACCACAUCACUAAAUCGUGCCAACGCCCCUUCAAAUUCACUAAAUGUGAGCAGUCAUACAUUGGAUAAAGUGAAAGUUGCAAAAGUUACAUUGGAAUACUACUACGACAAUUUAAUUGUUCAAUAUCGAGAACGUCAAAAUAGGUACAAAAUCUUGGAAUCAAUGAUGGAAAGUGAAGGUUUAACUGAAGAACAAAAACAAAUUAAACGUACACAACAUGCAUUGAAAGAAAGUGAAUUUCUUCGACUGAAGAGAGCGCGGCUAACAGUUGAUGAUUUCCUUCCUUUAAAAAUAAUUGGUAAAGGUGCUUUCGGUGAAGUGAGAUUAGUUCAAAAACAAGACAAUGGCUACAUCUAUGCUAUGAAGAUUUUACACAAAGCAGAUAUGCUACAGAAAGAUCAAGUGGCUCAUGUUAGAGCUGAACGUGAUAUUCUAGUCAAAGCAGAUAAUCCAUGGGUUGUGAAAAUGUUCUAUUCAUUUCAAGAUUCAGUUAAUCUCUAUCUAGUUAUGGAAUUCCUACCAGGUGGUGAUAUGAUGACCUUAUUAAUGAAACGGGAUACUCUAACAGAGUCUCAAACACAAUUUUAUAUAGCAGAAACUGUUUUGGCCAUUGAUUCAAUUCAUAAAAUGGGUUUCAUUCAUCGUGAUAUCAAACCGGAUAAUUUAUUACUUGAUGCAAAGGGUCAUAUUAAACUGAGUGAUUUUGGUUUGUGCACAGGUUUGAAAAAAGCGCAUCGAACUGACUUCUACAAAGAUUUAUCGCAAGCUAAACCAAGUGAUUUUUCUUCUGGUCGCACCGACUCUAGACGAAGAGCCGAAGGUUGGAAUAAGAAACGCCGAAGAUUAGCAUAUUCCACUGUUGGAACACCAGAUUAUAUUGCACCCGAAGUAUUUCAACACAAAGGUUAUACAAAUUCUUGUGAUUGGUGGUCACUUGGUGUGAUCAUGUUUGAAAUGCUCAUAGGUUAUCCCCCAUUUUGUUCAGCUACACCACAAGAAACAUACAAGAAGAUAAUGAGUUGGAAAGAGGCAUUAUUCUUUCCUCAUGAAAUGCCUAUCAGUGUACAUGCAAGAAAUUUGAUACAAUCAUUAUGUUGUGCUGCAGAAACUCGUUUGUCAAGCAUGGAAGAUAUACGAAAGCAUACAUUUCUUCAUGGUGUCGAUUGGGAACAUAUACGAGAGAGGCCAGCUGCAAUACCUGUGAAUAUACGUUCAAUUGAUGAUACCAGUAAUUUUGAUGAAUUUCCUAAUGCUGAUUUAAGUUGGUCAAAUGUUACGGAUCCUAUGAAAAGUUAUCAAAAAAAUUUAGCCUUUAUAAAUUAUACUUAUAAGGCAUUUGAUGGAUGGACAAAUAAUGAUCGAAUAUUAGAUCGUCAAUUAUAUCAACAACAACAGUUUCAACGUCAUCAAGCUGCUUUAUCAUCAAGAAGUAUAAUUUCUGAUGUAAUUAAUACAUCAAAGAAAAAUCCUCCAACUGGUGGUAGUUCUUGAUUAUCACCUAUUUCCCUAUUAUUCUCUUCAUUGUUUGUUUCCUAUCCUUGUAUUUAUGUUCCUGUCUAUUUUUGUGAGGAAAGUUUACUUCAUAAUGAACUCCCUUGAAUCCCAAAUUGUUUUUUAUUUUAUUUUUAAAAUUCUCCAUUAAGGAAUACCUUUUGUCUUUCUAUCAACUAUCUAGCAUUGGGUGACAGUUCUAUGUCUCCACCCCCCUUUUCCCUGAAAUUCAUCUCCUAGUUACUAUGGCAAUUCUAUCUUAGUUUCUUUAUUUCUGGUUACAACUUUCUGAGUAGUCAACUAACUAAAUCAUUCUGAUAAGUAAUAAGAUUGUUCAUUUCUAUGCCAGGGGUUAUUAGAUUUACUGAUCGGAUUUUUGGGGGUAAAUAGUUCUCAUUUUGUAACUAACUUCUUUCAUUUAGUUCUCUUCUGUGUAUUCUAUCGUCUUUUUCGCUUGUCUUUCGAAUAUUUAAUUUCUAAAUGAUGUUGUAUAUCAUCCAAUUGUAUCUCACAUUCCCAUUACUAUUUUGUGAAUUGCAUUCCUGUGAACAAGUAUGACGUUCCAUUUACUUAGAAAAGUUGUUCUGAUUAUACAAUGUGCCUUAGGCUUUUCCUUCCCCCCUUUCUUCACUGAGUUUUAAAGUUUUUCUUCUGGUUGUAUGUACAUCAUCUUUGUUGUUUUUUAAGUUUGAACUAAAUUAGUCUGAUGAAUUGUUAUGAUUCACAUUGUGAACGGAUGGAGGUGAUAAUUCAUUCAUUCAUUCACUUUUUCUUUAUUUUAUUUUUCUCUUUCGUGUAUAUUCUCUUUUCUCUCAGUGUAAUUCAUUCUACUUUCAGUUCCUAUUCUCCUACUUUCUUCAAAUAUCAUUUAGAAGUGAGUCUUUUUCGUUAGUUAUUUACCUAAAGGAAAACCGAAGGAGAAGAAGCGUAUUCUCUACCUGUGUAUAUGUGUAUCUUCCUGUGCAUAAUAAGGAAGAUUAUCUUGGAAGGGUUAAUAGUCACUGCCGAAGAACCUUUCAUUGUAUUCAGUGUAGUUAUCUAUCAUUACUCUAUCUAUUCACAUAUCAAAUGAAAAAAAAUAUACAAAAUGAAACGGAAACAAUACAUUUUGCCAUAAUUAUCUCACUUCUAAGUGUAUGCUUUCGAUGUGUUCUAUUGGAAAUUAAUAAAUAGCGUACAAUGUGUAGGAGGAGUAACACUUUCCAACUUGUACUAUAGCAUAGAUGUGUAUAAGCUAUGCAUUCUAUGAAUGGAUAAUAAACUUAACAAUUAACAUACUAUUGUUUCGUUAAGCUGCUGCUGUUAUCUGCGGAUGGGAUUUAUAACAUCCAUAUAAGUUUAUCACGUUGUUGUUAAUAUUACUGUAAUACUACGCUAAAGAGAUUAUACCUCUUUAUUCUAUUAGAGGAUAUAUUUUUGUCUACUACUACUACUACUACUACUACUACUACUACUACUACUACUACUACUACUACUACUACUACUACUACUACCCCAAUUGACAUAAACAAAUAAAACUAACCUUUACAAUUCCACUUUUUUUUUCUAUUGAAAAUAAACGUAUAAGUAGAGGAGUACAUUUUCCUGUAUAAGAUAAUUAUGAAAAGAUUUCGUAGUACGGUCGUUUUUUUUAUCUUCUCAGAUGAACUGUGUACACAUCAAUCUACAUAUUCCUCCCAGCCCCCUACUCCCUCUUAUACAUGUUCUUGUUUCAUUUGAUGAUAUGCCUUUUUCUUGUAUUCAAUAAUACACAGGAAAGGGUUUAAUUUUAGUAUAUAUAUAUAUAUAUAUAUAUAUAUAUAUAUAUAUAUAUAUAUAUAUAUAUAUAUAUAUAUGCAAACUUUCUUCAACUAUCUUACUUGCAUACUGAAUCACUUUGAAUAUUAUCAAUAUUGUUUAUUCAUGGAUGAAUGCAAACUUCUGUAUUGUUAUGGAGAUAGUUUAAAAACAAACAAACAAUUGAAUCAAAUAUGAAUUUUCUUUUUUUACUGUGAGAAAUUGUCUACUCAUUUUCUCAGUCACAUUGUAAUUGGUUAUUAUUUCCUGAUCCCAUUAAGAUAAACAUUUAUUGUUAUCAGUAUUCUGUAUACAGAGAAAUAAAAAUGUUCACUAGUGU